Molecule: messenger RNA, 1631 nt
Organism: Schistocerca serialis cubense
Lineage: Eukaryota; Metazoa; Arthropoda; Insecta; Orthoptera; Acrididae
Exons: 2
Coding region: 39-566 (175 amino acids)
Molecular function (GO): nucleic acid binding; zinc ion binding
Source: RefSeq, a predicted model, not a curated record
CAGGCGCUAAAGUAACGGAAAAGGAGAAGUUAAAUUAUAUGCUGCGAACGUUACCAGAGUCAAUGAGCUAUAUUGGAGACUUAGUGGACGUCUUGAAGGAAGAGGACCAGACAGUUGAAUACGUUAAAAGUAAGAUUCAAUUAUUGAAUGCAAAAACUGGAAAUGAAGAGGUAAAAUCAAAUGCAUUUCACACAGAAAGAAAAUUGAAUUCAAGAAAUCAGGAGCAAGUAUGUUAUCGAUGCGGCAAAGCAGGUCACUUCAAACGUGAUUGUAACCAGGGAAGAACAAGUAACAGAGGCACAUGGCAUCGUGGAAUACAUUUUCAAAGUAGCGACAGAGGUAAUGGAAAUAUGCAGCGUGGAGGCUAUAGCAAUGUACAGCGUGGAAAUUACGGCAACAUGCAGCAUGGAGGUUAUGGCAGCAGGCAACGUGGUCGAGGAGAGCAGCAUGGUUUUAGCAGCGGUCGGCAUCACAGCAAGCAAGGUUACCAUCAGAGUGAUCAUGGAAUGCAGCAGCAGCAACAACUGGGACACAUCGCCAUCGCUUGUCAUGGUAAUGAUGCAUGAUACCUAUACUAACAAAUCCAACCUUGCAUGAACUAUCGCAGCUAGUAAGCCACUACUGCUCUUACUACCCAUCCCACUGUCGCGGAGGUUUUUUCCCACGGCACGAGCCAUGGCACUUUUUUUCCUCUGCUCUUCAAAUCGCUACCCUCACUCGCGUUUCGUCCACUAUCUAUCACCUGAUGGACCGUGUUAAUGCGUAGCCUUACCCAGACGCACGGACAACAUCACAGCCCAGCCCAGCAUCCACUUACUAGACAACUAACAUGUUUACGGAGGUGACAGUAGAACUUUUGGUUUGGUCACCACAUUGGCGCGGGCGUGGAGGGGCCCCAUCUCUCUUUUAAAGUGCAAUAGACAGUCUUCGUGUGUCUUUUGUAAAGUGAACGUGAUUCAAAACACUAAGGUUGAUUCAGAAGUUGUUUCUUAUAUUUGUCACCGGUCUGGUAAGUUUGUGUCUAGAGGAAAAAACGUGUGAUGUCUUAAAUUGCAAGGUAGUAGUAAGAUUGAUGCACUGUGCCCUGCUAAGAUGAGAGUAGAUAUGAAAAAGAAUGGAACCUGCUGUGUGAAAUAUGUUUCAACCCAUGUUGGCCACAAAUCCGAGUUAUGUCAUCUGCAACUAACAAAAAGAGAAAGGGAAAGUAUUGCUGCAGAUAUAGCAAGUGGCAUACCAUUCUGUCAUAUUAGACAAAAUUCGAGAUACAGUUGUAGAUUCGAACUUGGAAAGUAUACAUUUGAUUACAAGACAGGAUCUACAUAAUAUAGAUCAGUCUUAUAAUUUGUCCUUCAAGUCAAUAAGACACCAUAAUGAUGCAAUAAGUGUAGAAGCAUGGGUAAAUGAAGUAAAUGGUGGAGACAGCCCUUGUGUGCUUUUCUAUAAACCACAGGAUGUAGUCCUUGAUUCGUACCCACAAUUAAAGCGCUCUGAUUUUGCAUUGAUAAUUAUGAACAAUGCUCAAGGCGAGAUAUUAAAGAAAUAUGGGAACGACUGCGUUUGUGUUGAUGGGACACAUGGUCCUAAUGGAUAUAAUUUUGAACUUAUAACUCUGCUAGUGAUAGACGAUCUGA